UUAACUUAGCCAUCAUCACAACACUCACAGCCUCCACUGAUGUUCUGAAACCAGAAGAUACAACCCAGGAAGUGUGGGCACCUCGCAUUGUGGUAACAGCUGUUGCCUCUCCUGACGAUGCCCACCAUGAAGACCCAACUCGACCACCUCUGCCUUCAGAUGAUGAACCAGGACAGGGAACUGAAGGCAGCACGCAUCCCACAGAUGCCCCUGGGGAUGAGGUCCUCCACAGGACCACAGCCAGUACAAGCAAAGCUGUCUCUGAGGCCGUGGAUGGUGUUAACCCAGAGAAAGCAACCACGGAGCCACUGGCACCUGGCACUGCACCUGGAAGGGAGAACGAGGAAGCCAACACCACGGACGGCUCCUAUGUCAAUGGGAUACCUGGAGUUUUGUCAGACAUUGAAGAUCGAUUUAACCAGUUACGGACUCCUCUUCCUACUAGAUCCACCUCUGGUAUAUAUGGUAAUCAAGGACCACACAAGGGACAUUAUGAAUCCACUACUUUCCCUGGAGAGACCACAACAACAACAAUAGUUUCACAACAAAGGUCGUCCCGGGUACCAGAUUGGUUGAUCAUAGUUGCCACUCUUGUGGCACUUGCCUUGGUUCUUGCAGUGUGCAUUGCUGUUAACAGUCGGAGAAGAUGUGGGCAGAAGAAAAAGCUAGUGAUUAACAAUGGCAAAGGGGCAGUGGAGGACAGAAAGACAAGUGGAUUAAAUGGAGAUGCCAGCAAAUCACAAGAAAUGGUGCACUUGGUUCAUAAAGAACAGUCAAAUGACCGAACAGGAGCAUGUGACGAAUUCCUGACCGUUAAUGAAACACAAAAUCAUCAGGAGCUUGACAUGAAGAGUGGAGUGUAAUGGUACCAAAUUGCCAAAUAGGUCAGAGCUGGGGAAAUCAAAAUCACAUGGAACUUGGACAGGAAUUCACAGAUGCACUGUGCUACUGAUGUCUUUUGAACAGAAUUAAACAUAAGUUUUACUCAUUUUUAAUCACUUUAAAAUGAUGUCUGAGUUACAAAAUUGACAUUUGCUUUCUCAAAUAAGCCCCUAAGAGUUGCAUACGGUCUUCGGUUCCCAGUUCCUACACAGAGGACACUCACUGUGU
This is a messenger RNA of Cariama cristata (Red-legged seriema), 1110 nucleotides long. RefSeq names its product CD44 molecule (Indian blood group) (gene CD44). Gene Ontology annotation, cellular component: plasma membrane; macrophage migration inhibitory factor receptor complex; basolateral plasma membrane. The record is from RefSeq and is a predicted model, not a curated record. The transcript is spliced from 5 exons. The annotation marks the transcript as partial. Gene Ontology annotation, molecular function: hyaluronic acid binding; cytokine receptor activity. NCBI's taxonomy places the organism in Eukaryota, Metazoa, Chordata, Aves, Cariamiformes, Cariamidae. Gene Ontology annotation, biological process: positive regulation of ERK1 and ERK2 cascade; inflammatory response; cell adhesion.